AAAGCCAUUGUAGUGAUAUGCUGUGAACUCAUUGUUGCUGUGCAAUUUUUGAACGAUGGCGGAUCAAACGUUAGGGAGAAAGAUCUACGACGGGGCGAUAGUGGCUUUGGAGGUUAUGGUUCUGGAUUUGAAGAUGAUGUUCAGUCUCAUCAAAGCUAUCUUUGAAUUCUUCGUCCCACCGAAACUGAAGAGCGUUGAGAAUGAGAUUAUACUUAUCACAGGCACUGGCCACGGUAUGGGACGGGAGGUGGCACUGCGUCUAGGCAGACUGGGAGGCAAAGUAAUCUGCGUUGAUAUCAACAAAAAGGGAAAUCAGGAGACGGUCGACCUAAUCCGGAAGGAAUCUGGCAAGGCUUAUAGAUACGAAUGUGACGUAACGAACCGAGAAGCCGUUCUGGAGUUGAAAGAAAAGGUCUGCCGUGAAGUGGGAGAAGUGACGAUGCUAAUUAACAAUGCGGGCAUCAUGCCCUGUAAACCCUUCCUAGCCCACAACGCAGCAGAAAUACGAGCCGUAUUUGAACUUAACAUCAUAGCACAUCACUGGACAUGCCAAGCAUUCUUGCCGAGUAUGAUGGAACGUAACCACGGUCAUAUUGUAGCCAUGUCGUCGAUGGCAGGAUUGUUGGGUCUGCGGAACCUGGUACCUUACUGCGCCACCAAGUACGGUGUACGAGGGUUCAUGGAGUCCCUGUCUGAGGAACUUAGAGAGCAUCCAAAAGAUUACAGUGGGAUCAAAUUCACCACAAUUUUUCCUUAUAUAGUCGACACGGGUUUGUGCAAGAACCCUAAAGUGAAGUUCACGAAUCUGAUGAAGAUUGUGAGCCCCCAAGAGGCUGCUGACCAGAUUGUCGAUUCUAUUAGACGGAAUUACUUCUCUAACACUAUUCCCAAGUCGAUGCAUUACAAUAUCAUGAUGGCCAACGCCCUGCCGCGAGACGUUGGUCUCCAUGCGAAAGAUUUCGUCGACUCGGGUCUUGAUCCUCACCCGUACUAACUUUUUUAUAUAAAAAUAAUAAUAUAGAAACGCCUUAUCGUCCCUAUUAUAACGAAUGGACGUGAAUUAUAGUUUCGUAAGUAAUUUUUUGUUGAAAAUUUCAUGCGACGACUCCUCAUAAAAUUUGACUAUUUGCUGUUUUUGCUUCUUUUUUAAGCAAAAAUAUUAUUUUUCAAAUGAUUUAUGAUCUUGCCGCAAUGGAAUUCUAAAAUUUGACUUAUAGAAAAUUAUAAUUGUUCAAAUAUAAAAGAGUCAUAACAAACAAACAUCAUCCAUACAUAUUAGGAGCGAUAUUCGCAAGGAAUCAGAAAGAAAAUAUAUGCCGUUCUUACAGUACUACUCUAGAAACUAAUAUAUAAUAUAGAAUAAAAUGCCAAAAUAGUAAAUUACGUUCAUGAUAAUAAUGAAUGAAUGAAAGAAUGAAAGAAUUUAUUUCAGACUACAUGUCCAUAUAAUGUUAGUA
Messenger RNA from Hyposmocoma kahamanoa, 1457 nucleotides. Its product is annotated as 17-beta-hydroxysteroid dehydrogenase 13-like. The transcript is spliced from 7 exons. NCBI's taxonomy places the organism in Eukaryota, Metazoa, Arthropoda, Insecta, Lepidoptera, Cosmopterigidae. Gene Ontology annotation, cellular component: lipid droplet. Bases 56 to 994 code for a protein of 312 amino acids. The record is from RefSeq and is a predicted model, not a curated record. Gene Ontology annotation, molecular function: oxidoreductase activity, acting on the CH-OH group of donors, NAD or NADP as acceptor.